GGUUUUUAUUCCACUCCCAUUAAUAUAAUCAUCUUCAGUUACCUUUUCAAAAACAAUGUUCAGAGGUUGGUCAGUCUAGUCCUUUCACUAUGGAAGUAUGUGGCUGAUCUUUUAGAAGAAAUUGAAUUGUUGGGAGUAAACUGUUUGAUACUUAAAUGGAGUUCAAUCUAAAAUUUGAUGGAGAUGGUGAUGAGAUGUUGUUAGACACAUUCUCCGUAGUGAAUCAAGUAGAUAUAAAAUUUGUUGUUGGAGUUGGUCACUUUCUGUAGAAUCCGGAACUAGAAUAUUGGAAUGUCGUUUUGUCUACUGAUUUUUUUAAGAGCGACUAAUUUUUUAGUCUACUUGAUAUAAUUGGUAUUUCUAAUGCAAAUUGGCUGGAUAAUGUAUGGAUGGAAGGCCAAUUUCUGGUUUCGGUACUUUUGCUGGUUGAAAUCUAGCUGAUAUAGGAAGAAACAAAAUGUGGUGGCUAGAUCAAGUGUUGAAGCUUAGCACAUAAACCUAGUACUACAUGUGAGAUGUUAUGGAUAAAGUUCAUGCAGGAAAUGACUAUUUCAUGCCAUAUGCCAAGCUAGCAGUUUAUAUUGAUUCUGUUCUGCUUCAUAUUGAUGGGGGGAUUGUGGCAGAGCAGCCUCUAUCUUCAUCUUUCAGCAAAGAUUCAAUGUCAGAUUCUUUGAAGAGGAUAACAUUGGUUGGUAGUGAUGUGCAAGGUUUUGUCCACUAUGCAAAAGUCUUGCCUCUAAACUUUUCUGUUAGUGAACACUAUGCUAAGGACCCACCUCUACAACUAUCUAUUGAUAAUUCAUCUGCCUCUGAGAUUGAAGAAGAUAGCGAUGGUGUUUGGAGCAUUGUCGGUGGCAAGGCAUCUUGCCGCAGGAUCUUUUCCCUGGAUGUUCAUUUGUUAAAUGCUUUUGGAGAGCCUGUAAACAAGGAACUUGAGGUUGUCGCUUCACUUUUGUAUGCUGACAAUGGUGGCCCUGUAGAGAAGACAAAUGAUGGAGAAGCUCCCCUCUUGACAAGCUAUGAUGGAAUUGAAUAUGCUUCUUGUGAUAGACCAAGUAAAAUAUUGCAUGGAUGUGCUUCCUUUAAGCUGAAGAUAUCUCAGCUUUCAUCGAAGUGCGACAACAGGUUGUUCCGUAUUAGGUUUGAAGUACCAAAAGUUUCUGGGUAUCCUUUCCUGGAGGCUCUCUCCCAUCCAAUUCGUUGUAUCUCAAGAAAUCGUAAUAUACGCACAUUCCCUGUGAUAAGCAAAAAAACCCCAGCCGCUAUCCAUCCACUCGAUGGAUCUCUAUCAUGCGGAUUUGAUGAUGGAUCUGUAGAAUUUCAACACAAUACUGUACGAGAAGCAAAACCUAGUCCAUCAUCAAAGCGGGUGAGGUUGGAACAAGAAAAUAUAUCUGUCAUGGAGCAACCUGAGGGGGAAUGCAACUCUCAUCCCUGGACUGCUAAUAAGGCUGAGAAUGCAUUUGCAAAGAGUUCGAAUGGGAGACACGAAAACUUUGUGGAAGCAGACAGCUCUCCAUCCGAUUCUGAGAGCACUGGAGCAAGAAACUCAUCUUUUAAGAGUAUGUCAAGUAGUGGAAAUUCAGUUUCAGAUUUGACAAUCUUUAAGUACUGCCUGGGAAACUUGGCUGAGAAAUCUCGUGUGCUUAAGGAGAUUGCAACCUCUUCUUCUGAUGAUGAGGUGUUGGAGUUUGCACAUCAAGUAUCCAUUUUCUCUGGAUGUUCUCACCACAGGUAUCAAAUAAUCAUUGCAAAGAAAUUGAUUGAAGAAGGAAGAAAUGCUUGGAAUUUGAUCUCUCAAAACAACCAUCAUGUUCAUUGGGGUAGUGCAAUAUUCGAGAUUGAGGAGCAAUUCAUGAAGAUUUCAUGCUGCUGUACUAGAUCUCUCACACAACAGGACUUCGAGCUUCUGAGGAGAAUUGCUGGAUGUGGAGAUUAUCUGGCCCAAGAAAACUUUGAGAAGCUAUGGUGUUGGUUAUACCCUGCUGCUUUUACGUUAUCUCGAGAUUGGAUAAAUGCCACUUGGAAGUCCACAUCACCCAAGUGGAUAGAAGGAUUUAUUACAAAGGAAGAAGCUGAAUAUUCACUUCAGGGCCCAAGGGGCCUUCAGGAGCCUGGAACAUUUAUUCUCCGGUUUCCCACUUCAAGGAGCUGGCCCCACCCAGAUGCAGGAAGCUUAAUUGUGACUUAUGUUGGCACCGAUUACACCCUCCAUCACAGGCAGGUUUCUGUUGAUUAUAUUUACAGGGAGAAGGAUGUUAAAUCUCUACAGGAAUUGUUAUUGGCAGAGCCAGAGCUCUCUCGAUGGGGAAGGAUCAGAAGAACUUAGAGAGCUUGUUGAGAUCUAGCGAUCAUAUUAUCUUUCUUUCAGUACUGGCGGCCAUUUUUUUGUUUUU
This is a messenger RNA of Pistacia vera, 2396 nucleotides long. RefSeq names its product SH2 domain-containing protein B-like. Bases 521 to 2329 code for a protein of 602 amino acids. Lineage: Eukaryota; Viridiplantae; Streptophyta; Magnoliopsida; Sapindales; Anacardiaceae. Gene Ontology annotation, molecular function: DNA-binding transcription factor activity, RNA polymerase II-specific; RNA polymerase II cis-regulatory region sequence-specific DNA binding. The transcript has 11 exons. The record is from RefSeq and is a predicted model, not a curated record. Gene Ontology annotation, biological process: regulation of transcription by RNA polymerase II; signal transduction.